Paramormyrops kingsleyae is the source of this 5390-nucleotide messenger RNA. Its product is annotated as sodium/potassium-transporting ATPase subunit beta-2-like. NCBI's taxonomy places the organism in Eukaryota, Metazoa, Chordata, Actinopteri, Osteoglossiformes, Mormyridae. Gene Ontology annotation, molecular function: ATPase activator activity. Gene Ontology annotation, biological process: intracellular potassium ion homeostasis; sodium ion export across plasma membrane; intracellular sodium ion homeostasis. The record is from RefSeq and is a predicted model, not a curated record. Gene Ontology annotation, cellular component: sodium:potassium-exchanging ATPase complex.
GGCGAUGUACAAAUGGUACACCGGGUUUAAAAGCCGGGGAGCGUUUUACCGCAGUAUCACUACAUUUCGGUACCUAAGACUAGUAGUCUGCAGCCGUUAGGGUAAUUUAAAACAGGGAUAAAUACCUUUAGAAAGUAGCACGGUAUAUCAACAGUUUGUUCCCAGAAAAAAAUCUGUCUAGCGGUUUAUAAAUCAUUAUUCUAAAACAUCAAGUUUUUACUAACUGCCGAUUUAUCCGCAGGAAAUUCACCCGUUUUUUUUUUAACGGCGGCAUUUGUUGUUGCUGCACAUAAAAACACUGCUAUCAUUUAUCAAUAAUUUUAUUAAUCCUAUUUUGGGGGCGCGGUAGCAUAAGGCGUAAGGCGACCGAAAAUGGCAAAAGAGGGUGAAAAGAAAACGUGCGGCCAGGUUUUAGACGAGUGGAAGGAAUUCUUCUGGAAUCCGAGGACACACCAGUUUCUGGGCAGGACGGCGAGCAGCUGGGGUCUAAUCCUGUUCUUCUAUCUGAUCUUCUACAUCUUUCUGGCGGGUAUGUUUGUCCUCACCAUGUAUGUGAUGCUCCUGACCCUGGACGAGUACAAGCCGACCUAUCAGGACCGGCUGGCCACCCCCGGCAUGAUGAUCCGGCCAAAAGGCAAAUCAUUGGAAAUCAUCUACAACUUGGACAACACUGAGACCUGGGAUGCUUAUGUACAGACUCUGGACAACUUUCUGGCCCCCUACAACAACUCGGUGCAGGUGAUGAACAAUGACGCCUGCCUCCCGGACCAGUACUUCAUCCAAGAGGACAGUGGCGAUGUCCUCAACAACCCCAAACGCGCCUGCCAGUUCAACCGCACCAUGCUCCUCAACUGCUCCGGCAUCGAGGACCGUUACUAUGGUUACCUGGAUGCCAAGCCCUGCAUCCUCAUUAAGCUUAACCGGGUCAUCGGGCUGUUGCCAGGGAGGGACGGCAUUUCUCCGUAUGUCAGCUGUGGGGCCAAGAAAGAAGACGUUGAUAACAUAGGUGAGCUGGAAUACUAUCCACCCAACGGGACCUUUAACCUCAUGUACUUUCCCUACUAUGGCAAGAAGGCCCAGGUGAAUUACUCCCAGCCCCUGGUAGCCGUGAAGUUCCUCAACAUCUCGCUGAAUACAGACGUCAACGUCGAGUGCAGGAUCAACUCCAACACCAUCAGUCCCCAGAGCGACAGGGACAAGUUCGCCGGACGCGUCUCCUUCAAGCUGCGGAUCAACAAAUAGGCCGUGUUCGCCUAUACAGCAUGCACAUUCUCAUACCCAUUCUCAUGACUUCCACCCCCAUCACCAUCCUGCACCUCAUAUUCACCAACCCCCACGUUUGGUGGCUCCUUGUAACUGUAAUCAUCACGUUAGCAUUAGCCCCACAUUGCUUGGUCUGUCACCAAAUUUGAUUCCGCUUCUGCAACUGGCAAGCAUUAGGAACUGUCAAGUCGUACCAUCUCCCACACUAUACCAUCUAAACUAGUUCCUCCAGUCUAUAAGCCCCCCUCCCAAUCCCAUGAUCCCAUUACCAGUGGAAUUGUACCUGGUGACUGACACUAAACCAAUGCAUUGGAGCCAAAUAAUACAGCAAUCAUGUAUGAAGAAUCCCUUUAUUUAUGUUAUGUGAUGCAUAUCCCCCCCCGCCCCCACACACACACACACACUUACGAUGCACACUGUGGCACACACAAGGCCCCAUGUGCAUCUGUAUAUUGUACAUGUACUGAUCAGCCUGUUUUGGUGUCCUUAUAACCCGAAGCUCAGCUGACUGAAGCUGUGCAGUUGUGUAUAUCAUAAAUAGCAUGGCUUUAACCACACGCUCUGCUCUGUCUCCACUCUCCUGAGGCAGGUUCCCCUUCACCCCUGGCCACUACAUCCAGGACACCUGCUUCCAGGUGGUCAGUAGACUUGAGUUCCCUCACUUAUUCCCACUGAGCACAUGGGCCCUCCUAACUUAGCAUCAGUUGGAGGGGGGGAUGGAGACUCUGGCAACCUGGUUUGUCCACUUGAGAAGCAAACUACGUAGGCUGGAGAUCCAUGUCCGCAAGAUUAUCACUGCAACUACUGGCCACUCCAGCUUUCAGUCAUGGCUCCAAGAGGCAAACCCUGUUGAAAUUGAGCAGCUUGACACUCCACCCCCUUUUUAAGGGCGCUAACAUUCAGAAAUCCUUCCCCUUGGUAAACUUACAGACGUAUUUUCAUGUGUGCAUACAAGCCCAGUGAUGAGAGGGAUUCACAGGCAUCCAUGGAUCUAGCUGUCAAUGAGAAAAUGUCUACCUGGGCUUAGUAUGUGUGAUACCAUCCCUGUCUAUUUCAUGCAUAUUGUGGAUAAACUAGAAGUAGAUGUCUUUAUAUGUAUGUAUUGAUUUGCACUGGAUUUUCACCUGUUGCUUAAUAUGCAAUCAUUACUUGAGUCAUGUUUGAGCACUGCCUGCCCAGAUGUUCCGAAUGACUUGGUCCCUUAAGUGUCCACUUCCACUCUAACCCAAAGGUAACUCUUCAUAUCACAGACCGUAACGGUCGCCGUGGCAACCCUUGAGUUAAGGAUCAGUGGCUGUCAGACCUCUAUGUGGGGAAUGUUAUAGCGCUGCGUUGGGGCAGAGCAGCCACUGAGUUCUGCCACAGACAGUGCUUCUUGGCACCAUGUCCCCCCCUUCCCAAAUAACAGGAAACAUUUUUAUGGUAGUGGUAAGGUUGGAAAUUUAUGGCGGGUUUCACCGGUUAAUGUGGAUGCUUACAAGCAGGUGGAAAGAGAACCUAACCAGUAGCUACAUCUACUGCACACUAGGAGCUCCCAGUUUAAGAGUAGGCUGGCACUGGAUGGAACCAUCUUCCAGCAUCUGGGGGGGGUGACGUGACUCCCACACCAGUUCCACCCCUGUUUCUGUCCUACAUUAGUAUCUUCUGGUUUGUCCCUUAUCUCCUUCCUUUGGGCUUUGUCUGUUUUUUUUUAGCAUCUCUAAGUGCCCCCACCCCCGUAAUUUACAUCGGCAGUGCCGUCUGUGUCCCCCUUCAUCUUCUUGGCUCACCCAGUCGACGCAGGGGGAAACCUUGGCAUUUCUCCAGGAGUGACGCUCGGUAUAGCCCGGUCUCCUUAUCCACCUGCUUUUUCUAGAGCCUUCUUUACCAUCUUGUGUUCCAUCCAGCAGUCCCCCUCCCAGCCCCUUUGAACACAAUUCGAUGUUUCUUCAAAUUCUUGUCUCCAAAGGCCAAAGGACUCAGUGCAGUCCUCGUAGGGUCCUUAAGCAUAGCUGUACAUCUUAGUCGGUCAGUUUCUUCCUUGACCGCAUGGGGGAAAUUACCGGAUAUCAUGUUAAAAUUAGUUAUUUUACAGCCUGAAGCACACAGUGUGGUAGUAGAAAGACCAUUGAUCUGUAAAGGACAAGAGGUCUUUUUAAACCGUGGAGGGUUUUAAGAGAACUAGCCCUCCGUGUUUUAUUGAUGCUUGGGGCCAAUAAAUAUAUGAAUAUAAUCUGUUAUAUUCAUCUGUUUAUUAAUGACUAGCUUUUGCACGCUUUUAAUGCGUUUAGCAACUUUAAUUUCGUUCGUGUUUAUGUUGUACUUGUAGUUGUCACCCUCAGUUUGAGUUUUAGGUUCAUUCGUGUUCAUUUCCUGCUCUACCGUUAUUUGCGCUACGGCUUUGAAUGAGAACUUGUCCUGCGAUUGUCUUUGGAUUGAACAAGUGCGGUUUCUAACCCCCAUUCUAGGGGUUAGAAAGGAACACUAAGCAUGUGACCGAACCGAGCUUCCCAUUGCGUCCGUCGGUUGUUAGAUUUGUUGUGGGUGUUGAUCCGGCUGUGCGGAGAGACGCGUACAUGUCUGUCGCUCUCCGGACGUGGCUGAUUAUGCUGAGGUUUAACGGCAACCUCCGUAUAAAUUAUUUAUUGAAGUGUGAUUCACCUGUCUAAUCACCUCAGACUUUUGAAGCAAUAUAGAUACACACAUAUAUACAUAUAGAGUUAUCUAGAUUAUAUACUUAUAUUUCUGCUGUGGUUGUGCUUACAUAUUUUAUCCCUUUCUCAGUUGUUUCUAAUGAUACAAGAGUAAUAAGCGAGAAAAAUAAUCGAUAAAUUUAAAAUGUAUAUCUGUAUAGUCUUAAAGUUUUGCCCAUGCACAUAGUAUUAUUUUAAUUUUGAAAACUGGUUUCCCGCAUUUUGUUGGUGUUGGAAAGACGAAAGCGGGGUUUAAUUGUAAUAAUUGUUUGAUUUUUAAUUAGGUGCCAGGUUAAUAAUGAACGAUUUGCGGGGAUGUAUUGGUCUGUAUUUUUUUUAAGAUUGCGGUAUGUUGAAGAAGGCGCAUUUUAUUCUGUGCUGUGCCCAAUUGUGUAUGUUGUACACAUGUUUCCGGGUUUCUGGACACAUUUCUCAUUCAUUCCCGUCAAUGAUAAAAAAGCUGAAUUAUUGCAAAGUUUGCUUACGUAGGCUGUUCAAGUUUCGACUGCGUGACACUGCCGUGAAAAUCGAUCAUGAACAUUUUGACGGAAAUGUUGCGAUGAUAUAACAUUUUGACUUACAGUCCUCUCAAUGAUGUUUACUUGAAAAAUGUUUACAUUAAAUGCUGACGAAACAUUUCCAACAUGAAGAUGCUAACAAACAUUCCUCUGUAUUAAUCUUAGCGCAAUUAUUUGUGGCGUGUUUACAGCGCAGAAAUGAAUGAGGAAGUGUAACAAAGACUUGUUCAUGAAAAUGCGAUUUUAAUUACAUGUCAGGAUGUUCAUUUAUAUUUUAAAAUAUUUUAGGCAUAUUUAAUUUUUAUUACCAAUGAUACAAUUGACGUAGUAUCACAUCUUUUAUUUUGUGUACACAGGAGAAUAUUACAGGCCAAUAAAUGUAUUCAUUUUGUAAGUGAAGGCCCGCUUAUGAUGUUAUGUAUGUUAACACAGCUUUGUAAACAUGAAGACGAGGCGUACCAAUUAAUUACUAGGCCUACUAACUGCUGCAUUGUUUAAGCUGUGCCGCCGUAAUGUUCAUAUUGAGUAUUUUUUUUAUGGCCUUGAUUUCUUUAAGUUAUUGCAAACGAACAUCCUGAACCACGACUCCCUCCUACAGCCGUGUUUGUGCCACAUUUUGUGUGCAAUUAUCAUCUCCAGGCAAUUCAUUUAAAAAACAUUUUGUUUCAAGCUCAUACUUUUCAAAUGAACCACUUCAGGUCACUGCUGAGUUUCCAUGCUGUCGUUUUUCUUUCCUUGGUCUCACUGUCAUCCUGCCCUUGUUUCUAAUUUUUCAAACAAAAGUGAAGGUGUAAAAUACGCGAUGUAAUUAUUAAGAUAAACUGAUAUUUAUUGCCUGAUACAUAAAGCGUGGAACGUGGAAAUAGAGACAAAUAUAGACGAUAACUGUAAAUGAAAUAUGGAACAUAAGGAAUAAAGAUUUUGUGUUUGAAAAUUU